AUGAGUGAUUACUAUUACAAAACGUUGAGGCCAAUCACGAAGAUCACCGUUUCAUUUUCCAUUCAUUACGUCACACAUUUUGGAGAGGAACUUUGUAUCACUUUUGAUGAUUGUACGACUUGCAAAUUAAAAUGGACUUCCGGUCAUAUUUGGACGGGUGCAAUAGAUCUCUAUUUUCCUCGACUCUUAAAAUGGUCUUACACUGUCUGUUGCAACGGAAAGAUCCUACGAGUGGAAAGUCUUGAAUCACUUCGACAGUACUAUGUCGAUAACUCACAUAGGUUAUACCACGUCUUUGAUCAAUGGGAUAACCCUUACCCUUCGGUGUCUCCACUUAAUUAUAAUGAAACAGUGUUGUCCAAGAACAACACAUCAACUAAGAAUAUCAAAACAUCAAUGCAACAUCAUAACAUUUUCAUCUCAUUUGUUUCGUUAAAUAAACACAAGGUCUCGGCUGCUCCCGAGUACGAGUAA
Entamoeba invadens IP1 is the source of this 474-nucleotide messenger RNA. RefSeq lists its product as hypothetical. The transcript has a single exon. The coding region runs from base 1 to 474 and encodes 157 amino acids. The record is from RefSeq and is a predicted model, not a curated record. Gene Ontology annotation, molecular function: carbohydrate binding. NCBI's taxonomy places the organism in Eukaryota, Evosea, Mastigamoebida, Endamoebidae.